This is a messenger RNA of Iphiclides podalirius (scarce swallowtail), 315 nucleotides long. The record is from the annotation of a GenBank genome assembly. NCBI's taxonomy places the organism in Eukaryota, Metazoa, Arthropoda, Insecta, Lepidoptera, Papilionidae.
AUGUACGAUCCACUAAUACUGUAUAACUGUAUACUGCCACGACAAGCGCUCCUGCAAGCUGAAAGAGCGCUUCGAGCGCUACAACAGCCACCACUUCGAGAAGACCGCCCGCCAGCGGAUCCUUGCCGACGAGCAGACUGUGCGGUGAAGAUGAAAUACCGCGCGGUAUACGUGAACGGCCAGAAGACGGACCUCAGCUUCAGGGAUGUGAGGGCGCUGCCGACGAACGUGAAGGCGCACGAGGGCCUCUGGUUCCUGGAUAAUGGGGAUCUGAACGUAGUUUUCAGAACCCAAGUGGGAAAGGAGAGCGCGGUA